CUUUCUAUCACCAUCUCGUCCUGGACCCAGACCAAGACCCAGACGAGGUGUAAACAUUACUGGUGGGCGGGAGGGAAGAGCGGCUGCUAGUGAUCCCUUGCGUGGUGAUGGCUGGCGACGCUUUCCUGGUGGAGUGCAGUGACGAGGAGGUGGACAAAGGCUUCACCAAGACCUCCUAUGGGUACGAGCCGAGCAGUGCCGAGGUGGUGCGGCUGUACGAGGCGCUGGCCCAGGAUGGCACCCUGAGCCUGGCCUGGCGGUGGGAGUUGGGCCGCCGCCUCCCUACGCCCUCCCAAAGUGACUCCCAGAGUGAGAAGGAGGAGGAGGAGUCAGAGAAAGUGGACACAUCAGGGUUUGACUUUGACGAGGACACCCCCUCCAUGCGGCCCGCCCCUCGCCGCACGCCGGGCAGCUCGGGUCUCAAGGGCAGCGCCAAGAAGAAGACCACAAACUUCGAGAACAUUCUGGCCAAUGUGAGGCGACACAAGAAGUUGGAGUUUCGGGAGAAGAGUCGAAGCAGGAAGGAGAGCAAGAAGUAGAGGGGGUGUGCUUGUGUGUGUGUGUGUGUGUUAGGUUAUAAGGACAACAGUAACAAGAUUAUAAGGAAAACAAGAGGGAGAUUAUAUGGAAAGGAAGUGUGUGUGUGUGUGUGUGUGUGUGAGAUAAGAUUAUAAAAACAACAGGAAGACUAUAGGAAGGAAAGCACCAGUAAGAUUAUAAGGAAAACAUUAUUAACAAAUUAUUAUAAGAAAGCAGUGAGAUUGUAUGGAAGGUGUGUGUGUGUAUGACUGAUUGGUGUGACUUGAGACAGAGAGGAAUGUAAGAUUAUGAGUUGUGUAGAAAGAAAAAUGGUGUUUUUGUAUGGGUAUUUGGCAUGAGGUGGUGUCUUUGGUAAUGUUUGAUUAAGAGUACCAGGGUGGGACAUGUGGGUGUUAGAAUAAAGGAAAUUCAAGAA
This is a messenger RNA of Scylla paramamosain (green mud crab), 955 nucleotides long. RefSeq names its product PAXIP1-associated glutamate-rich protein 1-like (gene Pa1). The transcript is spliced from 3 exons. The coding region runs from base 108 to 539 and encodes 143 amino acids. Gene Ontology annotation, molecular function: nuclear estrogen receptor binding. Lineage: Eukaryota; Metazoa; Arthropoda; Malacostraca; Decapoda; Portunidae. The record is from RefSeq and is a predicted model, not a curated record. Gene Ontology annotation, biological process: positive regulation of cell cycle G1/S phase transition; positive regulation of intracellular estrogen receptor signaling pathway. Gene Ontology annotation, cellular component: MLL3/4 complex.